AUUUAACUACUAAACAAAAUUACAACAAAACAAUAAUAAUCAUAGUAAAUAAAAAAAAGCUUGGUUACAGUAAUAAAUAAUAAACACACUAAUAUUUUCACUUGGACAAGUAUUUAAUGUGAAAUUGUUCAAAAAUGGCAAGUCAAGGAAAUUCUGGUAACAACAAACGUGAAGAUUUCAAAAAAUAUUUAAAUGAUUUAGGUGUUAUUGAUGCUUUGACUAAUGUAUUAGCAAAUCUUUAUCGAUUGGAAAUAAGACCGACAGAUCCAUUGGAUUAUAUUCGCACUCAUAUGACAGAAACUGUUAUCGAAAGAGAAGAACUGAAAAUGCUGAAGGCCAACUAUGAUAGUAUGAUGAGUCAAAUUCAGGAAAUGGAAGAAGAGAAUAUGCAACUAGCAAAGACAAUUAAAGAGUUAGAAAACUAUGGGGAAGAAUUAAGCAAAUCCAAGUCUGAAACUGAUGACAAUAACGUUGGAACAGAAUGAAAAACCAACAUGAAUUUUUUGUUAGGUAAACUGCUGUAAAUAUAAUAGAACAUAAAUUUCUAGGUUAGGCAUAAUCUGAUAUACUUAUAUUAGUUUUAUAAAGAAGAAAAUAAAAUGUUCAUUAUUUAAAUG
Messenger RNA from Myzus persicae (green peach aphid), 617 nucleotides. Its product is annotated as C-Myc-binding protein-like. Bases 135 to 485 code for a protein of 116 amino acids. The transcript has a single exon. Gene Ontology annotation, cellular component: nucleus. Gene Ontology annotation, biological process: regulation of DNA-templated transcription. Gene Ontology annotation, molecular function: transcription coactivator activity. The record is from RefSeq and is a predicted model, not a curated record. Lineage: Eukaryota; Metazoa; Arthropoda; Insecta; Hemiptera; Aphididae.